AUGUAUGGGGAUCUGGGUAAUAAGCUUGUGCAACAUGCAAAGCGAACCCAAAAGCUAGAGCAUCUCCCUCCGUAUCAGACCGAAACGGUGCGGGCAGUAACGCGAGAAGUGCGAGAUCUGGAUAAAGAUGUAUCGAACAUCCUCCAAUCCUUCAAUGGCUCCUUCGAUCCCUCUGCAAAUCCUGCAACGGCCUGUACCCUCUUAGUCGAUCACCUCUGCAUGCGUCGGAACAAACGAUGUCUUCUGGCAUACCAUCAUACGCGGACUGACAAGCUGGAGGAGAUGGUAUGGAGUGGGAACGAAAUCGCGGAUCUGGCGGCGCAACAGAGGGGUCCGAAGGAGGGUCAGAAUGGGGCAGCAGAUCUCGGAAACGGGGAAGGGAACAGUAGCAGUCUGAGUCCUGAAGAGGAGGAAUACGUCAGGCAGUAUAGCGACUUACUGGCUGCUUAUAAGGGGCAAUGGACGGAUAUUGACUUGACUGGGAGUCUUGAACCCCCGCGGGAUCUGUUCAUUGAUGUACGUGUCUUGAAGGAUGCUGGGGAGAUACAGACGGAGUAUGGCACCAUAAACCUUACCAAGAACUCGCAAUUCUACGUUCGACAAGGAGAUGUAGAGCGUCUUAUUGCACAAGGAUACUUGCAGAAGCUGAGCUGA
This is a messenger RNA of Drepanopeziza brunnea f. sp. 'multigermtubi' MB_m1, 654 nucleotides long. RefSeq lists its product as uncharacterized. Lineage: Eukaryota; Fungi; Ascomycota; Leotiomycetes; Helotiales; Drepanopezizaceae. Gene Ontology annotation, cellular component: GINS complex. The record is from RefSeq and is a predicted model, not a curated record. Gene Ontology annotation, biological process: DNA replication; DNA strand elongation involved in mitotic DNA replication.